AUGAGGCUACAAUUCCAUCGUUUUAUAUCUACAUCGACACCGUUACGCAGUAGUCAAAACUUGACUGAAAAAAUAGUUCAAAAAUAUGCUGUCAAUUUACCACCCAACAAAGUAGUCCACACUGGUGAUUAUGUCACCAUCAAACCAGCUCAUUGUAUGUCACAUGAUAAUUCGUGGCCAGUAGCUACAAAAUUUAUGGGGUUAGGAGCUAAGAAAGUUAAGGAUAAUCGACAAAUCGUUUGUACUUUGGAUCAUGAUGUUCAAAAUAAGACAGAAAAGAAUUUGACCAAGUAUGCUAAUAUUGAGAAGUUUGCCAAGGAACAAGGAAUUGAUUUUUACCCGGCUGGAAGAGGUAUUGGACACCAAAUUAUGAUUGAAGAAGGGUAUGCAUUUCCAUUGAAUUUGACGGUGGCUUCUGAUUCGCAUAGUAAUACGUAUGGAGGUAUUGGAUCACUUGGUACUCCGAUUGUGCGUACUGACGCUGCUAGUAUUUGGGCUACGGGACAAACAUGGUGGCAGAUCCCACCCGUGGCGAAAGUUGAAUUAAAGGGGCAAUUGCAAAAGGGAGUCACUGGUAAGGAUAUCAUUGUUGCAUUAUGUGGAGUGUUUAAUAAUGAUGAAGUUUUGAAUCAUGCUAUUGAAUUCGUUGGUGAUGGAGUGGAGAACUUAUCUAUUGAUUAUCGAUUGACUAUAGCUAAUAUGACUACAGAGUGGGGUGCAUUAAGUGGGUUGUUCCCCAUUGAUGAUAAGUUGGUGGAGUUCUACGAAGGUAGGUUAAAGAAAUUGGGUCCUAACCAUCCAAGGAUUAAUCAGCAGACUAUUGAAGCUUUGAAAACUGAGAGUUUGGCUAGUGAUUCAGAUGCGAAAUACGCUAAGCACUUGGUCAUUGAUUUGAAUACUCUUUCACCGUAUGUAUCAGGUCCUAAUUCGGUUAAAGUUUCCAAUCCAUUAUCCAAAUUAUCUCAAGACAACAUUGCCAUCAACAAAGCAUAUCUCGUCUCAUGUACAAAUUCACGAUUAUCUGAUAUUCAAGCGGCUGCUGAUGUCUUGAAGGGACAUAAAGUCCACCCCGAUGUUGAAUUCUACGUUGCUGCUGCAUCUUCAUUAGUUCAACAAGAUGCUGAAGCUGCUGGUGCAUGGCAAACUAUAAUUGAUGCUGGUGCAAAACCAUUGCCAGCUGGAUGUGGACCAUGCAUUGGAUUAGGUACUGGAUUAUUAAAAGAUGGAGAAGUGGGGAUCAGUGCCACAAAUCGUAAUUUCAAGGGAAGAAUGGGAUCCAAGGAUGCAUUGGCAUAUUUGGCUUCUCCGGAAGUUGUUGCUGCUUCUGCUGUAUUGGGUAAAAUUGGAGCUCCAGAAGAAAUUAAUGGUCAUCCAGUAAAUCCGUCACCAGAGAUUGUCAAAAGCAUUGAUCUUCCAAAGAGUAAUGGAGGUGCAAGUGAUGUUGCAGAAGAGCCAUUCAGCAUAGAAGAUGUCACUGGGUCAGUCGAAGUCUUGCCUGGGUUCCCCAAAUCAAUCCAAGGGGAACUCAUAUUAUGUAAUGCCGACAAUAUCAACACUGAUGGAAUUUAUCCUGGUAAAUAUACUUAUCAAGACGAUAUAUCACGUGAACAAAUGGCUGAAGUAUGUAUGGAGAACUACGAUCCUGAUUUCAAAACCAAGACUAAAUCCGACGACAUUAUCAUUAGUGGAUAUAAUUUUGGUACUGGAUCCUCGCGUGAGCAAGCAGCCACAUGUAUCUUGGCCCGUGGCAUGAAAUUAGUCGUUGCUGGAUCAUUUGGUAAUAUAUUCAGUCGAAAUUCCAUCAAUAAUGCAUUAUUGACAUUGGAAAUUCCCGACUUGAUUGAGAAAUUACGUGUUAAGUACAAGGGAGUAGACGAGUUGACGAUACGUACUGGAUGGUUUUUGAAAUGGGAUGUUACGAAAGCACUUGUUACUGUUGCUGAUUUGGAAGGUGAGGUGAUUUUGCAACAGAAAGUUGGUGAAUUGGGUACUAAUUUACAAGACAUUAUUGUUAAAGGUGGAUUAGAAGGCUGGGUUAAAUCGGAAUUACAGAAAGAAGGACAAUUGUAA
Molecule: messenger RNA, 2070 nt
Organism: Lodderomyces orthopsilosis Co 90-125
Lineage: Eukaryota; Fungi; Ascomycota; Pichiomycetes; Serinales; Debaryomycetaceae
Gene: LYS4
Product: homoaconitate hydratase
Exons: 1
Coding region: 1-2070 (689 amino acids)
Biological process (GO): L-lysine biosynthetic process
Molecular function (GO): homoaconitate hydratase activity; 4 iron, 4 sulfur cluster binding
Source: RefSeq, a predicted model, not a curated record